CCCACCAACAAGAUGUGAUCAAUCAUCUAGGUUAUAAAUGUAACGCUCUCUGUAAAUGUUAUUCAACUCAGAUUAGCAGGGGCUAGUUUAUUGCAGUAUGGUAUUAUCAUCCCUCACCCCUGGCGGCGGCCCGGACGGGUUGCUUCUUCCGAGCCAGGAUCCGUGGUAUACGGCCCCGCCCGACUUCGAAGCCUCUACCCCUGGAACUGUGCUCCGGGUUCGAGCUGUCCCGGGUGGGCCGACUGUCUUCAGCAAUGCCUCUGCGGCCUUUCAUAUUCUUUAUCGUACCACUGGCUCGCGAUACCAACCAACCUGGGCAGUGACAUCCCUGAUUAUCCCCAAGAAGCCCUUUAUCUCACCAUCCGGAUUCAAUGCCCUGCUUUCUCACCAGCACGCGUAUAACUCGCCGAGUAUCGAUUUCGGACCGUCGUACCGUAUCUUCCAGCCGCCGCCCGCAAACGCGUUCGGCAUUCCCACCAAUCAUGAAGUUGUUGAUACAAUGCUAGGCCGCGGUUGGUUUGUUACCAUUCCCGACUUCGAAGGACCGCGUGCCGCCUUCGGCGCGACCGUCCAAGCCGGACAUGCUACGCUCGACGGCAUUCGUGCUGUGCUUUCUUUGUGUGGUAAUUCGGAAUUUUUGCUCUUGCCUACUAGUGCAGACAGGUUCAAGUAUGCAAUGUGGGGAUAUAGCGGUGGUUCGCUCGCUUCCGAGAAAGCCGCUGAGUUGCAAGUCCAAUACGCCCCUGAGCUGUCAACCGGUUUCGUGGGUGCCGCCUUAGGUGGUUUGGUGAGAGAUGUAGGAUCUAGGUUCAGCUUCACUAACAAAUUGCCCUUUAUGGGGAAUUUGGUCUUGAUUUUAUUAGGUAUUAUGAACGAAUAUCCCGAAGUUGAUACAUAUCUACGUAGCCGCCUCAAGACUGACGGUCCACACAACGCCGCUGCCUUUCUUAAGGGCCGCGAGAUGGAUUCAAUGCAGGCUUUCCAAGCAUAUGCCGGGCAGGAUAUCUGGGACUUUUUUAUUGGUGGUCAGGCCGACUUUGAGGAAUCAGAAGCCUUGCGUAGGAUCAAAAAGGUUGAGUGGAUACUUGGUUUCCAUGGUGCCCCGGAGAUCCCGCUCUUCGUUUAUAAGGCGAUCGGGGAUGAGUUUACACCUAUUUCUGAUACGGACGAUCACAUCGCUCACUACAAGCGGUAUAACGUCUCUAUUCUAUAUGAGCGCAACACGGUCGGUGGCCAUAUUUCUGAGAUCGUAAAUGGCCAAGACAGAGCGUUGGAGUGGCUGAAUGGUGUGUUUAGCGGCUCGCAUAACAUUACGGACCAAGGAGUCGAGAUUCGGGAUGUUACUGUGGAUAUUUAUAAAUCUCCUACUGUUUAAAGUCACACAGUACUCCCUUGUAGAGAAUACGCCAUCUAACAUCUAUUCGGCUACAAUGCAUUAUUAUGUAUGAAC
This is a messenger RNA of Daldinia vernicosa, 1450 nucleotides long. RefSeq names its product LIP-domain-containing protein. The transcript is spliced from 2 exons. Lineage: Eukaryota; Fungi; Ascomycota; Sordariomycetes; Xylariales; Hypoxylaceae. The record is from RefSeq and is a predicted model, not a curated record. Gene Ontology annotation, biological process: lipid catabolic process. Gene Ontology annotation, molecular function: triacylglycerol lipase activity. The coding region runs from base 98 to 1375 and encodes 425 amino acids.